Mugil cephalus (flathead mullet) is the source of this 6519-nucleotide messenger RNA. Its product is annotated as calmodulin-regulated spectrin-associated protein 3-like. Gene Ontology annotation, biological process: neuron projection development; cytoplasmic microtubule organization; negative regulation of microtubule depolymerization. Bases 393 to 5147 code for a protein of 1584 amino acids. The record is from RefSeq and is a predicted model, not a curated record. NCBI's taxonomy places the organism in Eukaryota, Metazoa, Chordata, Actinopteri, Mugiliformes, Mugilidae. Gene Ontology annotation, molecular function: calmodulin binding; microtubule minus-end binding; spectrin binding. The transcript is spliced from 19 exons. Gene Ontology annotation, cellular component: microtubule minus-end.
CUAGUUUUUAGGCUUUAUUCUGCUGCUAGAAUGAAUGUAACAGAUUGAUGUUAAUUUUCCGGGGCGUCCCUUAUUGGCCUACACGUGACGUUCAGGAGGGGGGCGUUGGAGCCGGUCCGGUGGCAUUUUGAUCCUCAUAUAACAUUUUCUUUUAUUAUUAUCUCGUUACAGGCGCUGUUAUUGUAUCAUCGCCCUCUCUAAUAGGCUCCACGUUUGUUUUCGUAUCAUCGUUUAUUUGUCUUUCAGUCUGACUGUCUGCAUCACAGGGUCCUCCCCCUCCUUCCCCUCCUCCUCCUCCUCCUCCUCCUCCUCCAUCCCAUCCCUCCUCCUCACAAUUCCCCGGUGCUGCUGCUGCUGCUGCCUCCGUGUCCUCCGUGCGGCACAGCGCGGCCAUGGUGGACUCUCCCAGCGCGAUGAAAAAGACCUUUUCGGGGCCGGAGAUCAAACCGCUGGACCAGUACGACUUCAACCGGGCCAAGAUCUGCGCCAGCGUCCGGUGGCUGCUGUCGAAAUCGUACGGCUCUGCAGAGAAUGUUCCCGUGGAGCUCAGAGAGCCGCUUUACAGGGACCAGUAUGAGCAGGAGCAUCUCAAACCGGCCGUCUGCAAGCUGCUCCUCUCCCAGGAGAUCUACUGCCGAGCUCAGGCCCUGCUGGCCCAGGCGCAUGGGGUCUCUCUGCCAGCGCCGCAGGGGUCCCCGGCUGACAACUCGGCCCUGCUGCAGUUCCUCAUUAAGAAAGGCUUCACUCCAAAGGUCCAGGACGCAGACGUCACAGAAGAAGACCUUAGCAACGUCCCUAUCAAGACGAAAGCCCACCUCGCCCUCAUUGACUCGCUGAUGUCUCUGGCUGCCAAAGAGACAGUGGGCCGCGUGAAGAUGGCCGCGGAGGCAGAGCAGAUGGGCGUCGGGGAUCCGUGGGAGAACGCUCUGCUCUUCUGGGUCAACAGGUUGAACCAGAAGCUGAGAGAAAGCACAGAAGAAGAAGAUCCCCCCAAGUCACAGACAUGCACAGACCUGCAAUCUGUCCAGGAAUCGUGUCAGUCCAACCGCUGGUACUGGAAACUAGUCCCUCAUGCUAUCGCUUUUUGUUUGAAGGAGUCGGGGAAUAAGCCGCCAGUGAUCCGCUAUAGGAAGGAUAAAGUGCAGUCUAAGCUGACUCCUACCUUCCCUCUGGUUUCUGCGGUCAAAGAUCUGUCUAAUGGGUGUGCAAUAGCUGCUGUGUUGCACUUCUACUGCCCCAGCUUGCUGCCUCUUGAGGAUGUGUGUCUGAAAGACACCAUGUCCGUGGCUGACAGUCUCUACAACCUGCAGCUGAUCAAGGAGUUUUGUGAGAGCAGCCUGCAGAACUGCUGCCCCCUCGCUGUGGAGGACCUGCUCUACGCGCCACCGACUCUGCACCUCAACAUCAUGAGCUUCAUAGCGGAGCUGCUGGAGUGGUUUGAGGUUAAGAAGCCUGAUUUCGUUCAGCCCAUACAACCCAUUGACCUCACAGAUGUUUCAGGGUUACUAGACUGCACCAGUCCUCUCGGUGGAAACAGCAACAGUGGUUCCCCUUCACUUAUCUUCAAGCAACCCUUUGUGCCCAUUUCCUCCCCAGUGUCACCUGAAAACAAAAGUUGGACAAAGAAACAAAUUAGUCGUCCUCUGUCAGCAGUGACUUUCAGCAUCCCAUUUGGCCUGGACAGUGAUGUUGACAUUGUCAUGGGAAACCCAAUAGAUUCUGUCUUUCGCUCCGUCAGCACUGACAGCCUCACCACCGGCAUCCCCGCAAUGACCUCACCGGUGACUUCCGCGGGGAUGACGCGUGUCCCGUACAGCCCUCCGGAGGACCUCAGCCACCUGGUCAGCUCUUCAGCCCCAACACAGCGGUCUUCCUGGGGCCCGUAUGCGCACACAGCACCACUGGGAGAGCUGCCAACCAUUGAGGAGGCUCUACAGGCGGUACAUGUCCCUGGCGGCAAAGAUCGGAAGAAGGGAAGGGCAGUUGAGAAAAAUGGUAGAAGCGUGUUGUCGGGUAGGCCAGAGCCGAGGUUGCGGCCAGAGGGAGCCCCUGCGGGUUUUUACCUGCACUCCCCCGAAGAAAAUAACCCACAGCUUAGUAGCUCAGCACCCUGUCGUUCUGGAGUCCUCCACCGACCAGCAGGAGGAGAACUGGGCGACACUGGAAGACAGGGUCGGGGAGAGAGGAGGGACAUGUCAAGAGAUGAUGACUCUGUACUGCGAGAUGGGAGCGUCGACUCGUCCGAAGCAUCGGAUGAUACGCCGAGAAAUGCUCCCGGUAAUAUCAGACCGAGUAGCGGCCGCCAGGGGAACCACAGCACCAGCAACAGUCCACGGAUGACGAGCUUUGCUGAGCGGAGAGACAACCGAAGAAGACAUCCCGCUGCUCCUGGCGAGGACUCGGCUUCUGCUCCGACAACUCCCGGGACUCCGCACACACCCUCCACCCCAGCGGGGGCACCUGGUCACCAGGACAGCCCAGGACCCAGAGGACCUGAACCAGGCUCAGAGGCCUGGGAGCUGGGAGCUCGACUUGAGGAAAAACGCAAAAGCAUUGAAGCUCAGAAAAGACGUAUCGAAGCCAUUUUUGCAAAGCACAGACAGAGACUCGGAAAAACUGCUUUCCUUCAGCUGAAAAGAGAGCAGGGAGAGGGAGGAGGUGAAGGAGCAGAGGAGGACACCAUGACCCUGGAGGAACGCCUCACUCACAUGGAGGAACAACUGAAACAUGAAGAGGAGAAAGAAAAGAAAGAGAAAGACGGAGAGGCAGAGAAAGAGAAGCCAUCCAUUUCCAAUCCUCCUCGAUUAGAGAAGCAGGUCACGUUCUCUAUAGAAAGUAAGAAAGGAGCAGAGAAUGAAAAGGGAGCAGAGAAACCAGGUGAAGCUGUCUUUGUGGAAUACAAUGAAGUGGUGCAGAAACUGAGUGAAGCCCUGCAGUCACUACAGAAGGACAUGCAAAAACUUACAGAACAGCAGCAGCAGCUCAUGACCAACCAAAGACCAAGAAACACGCCCAAAACGACUCCAAAGUCAGCACCUAGAGUUAAUACCAAAACCCCUCCGCACACUCCAACAAAGACACCACCAAGAACCCCGACAAAGACUCCUUCCAGGAGCAAUAGCAAAGCUUGGGUCAUUCCUUCUCCUCCCAUUCCUCCCACUGCUUCUUCCCCAUCACGCCGUUCUCACGCUCUUUCCUCUUCCCCAAAAACUAUAAUCUCCUCCUCCUGCCCAGCUCCUCGCACUAAGAUUCACUCUUCCGCGAGCCCUCGCAGCCCCAAACACCACGCGCGACUCCAACAUCAACCCCACCCACGACCAUCUGAACUCAAGUUCCCCCCACUCAAUCGUGUCCUGACGCCGACCCACAACGUGGACACGCUCCCCCACUUGCGGCGCGUGUCCCCGAGCAAGUGUCAGGUGCAGACUACCUCCUCCUUCCGUAUCGGUGGGCCACGGACUCCCCAGGAAUGUCCUCAGACUGCCCAGCAACCGCAGCCUGACGAGAACACCUCAGACACAGGCUCCAGCGAGACACCCACCCAGUUCAGCUUGGAGCUGGAGCAGGAGGAUGCGGAGGCUGUUGGGGGACUGCCAAUCUUGACCCAGCCCAGACAGGAUCACCCGAGGGCGGCUGGUGGCAGUAGCUCUGGUGCUCCUUCCGAGUGCUCCUUUGGAAGCGAGACUUUGUCCCUGUCUGCGGCGUACAGCGCAGCAGGAGAAGGCGGAAGAGGUGCAGGUGCAGGUGCAGGUAAGCGCUCCAGCAUGCUUGAGGUGUCGUUGUCAUCUCUCGGAGGACCAGAGGGGGGCAGUGACGAGCCAACCGAUGAGGGGCAGGAGUUUUCCUCCGAUUCAAUGAGCGACCACACAGAAUCUGCCAUGGAGCCCGCUAAAGAAUUUGUGGCAGAACCCUUUGACCCUCUUGAGCAACUGAACCUGGCCACAGAAGCAGCGGAUUUGCCAGAACAACAAACUGAAUCGAAAGAAGAACAAACAAGACGGGACGAGGCUUUGGAGCCAAGCGUGGAGCAGAAUGAACCAGGAGCCAGAGGAGGAAUUGGAUUCUUCUUCGUGGACGAGGCACAAAGUGAGGAGGAUAUGGCCCAGCGUAGAGCCAUGUUGUUGGAACGGCAGCAGAAGAGAACGGAGGAGCUGAAGAAGAGGAGACAGUGGCAUGAGCAAGAAAGAGAAAACAGACCAACAUCCUCCGACAAAAGAGUGGCCUCUCCCUGCAAUACGCCUCCCGCAGGCACAACCUCACCGUCCCCCACACCCCCGGCUACUCCGGCUCGUCGUGGAGAUUUCACACGAGGGGAGUACGCUCGGAGGCACCAGCUCAGAAUCAUGGAGGACCUGGACAAAGUGCUUAAGCAGAAAUCAUCCAAUCAGGGUCGAUCCUCCACUAAGAAAGCCCGCUCCCGGCCUCGCAGCAUGACCAGGGAGGAGACACAGCUGUCUCUGAGUCCAGCCAAAGGAGCAAUAGGACCUAAAUUGAACAAAGUCUAUUCUCACUCCUCAUUGAACUUGGCAGCCACAGGAGAACCAGGAAACAACGCAAAUGACCCCACAAAGAAACCCAGCAGCCGCCCUGAUUCUCCGUCAAGGUGCGUCACUCCGAGUCGCCUGGUCAACCAGAACGGAGAUAAGGACUGGGAGAGCGGUUCCAAUGGAAACUCACCUGCCCCAGAAUACACAGGACCAAAACUCUUUAAAGAACCAAGUUUCAAGUCCAACAAAUUCAUCAUUCAUAACGCCCUCUCUCGUUGCUGCCUCGCUGGGAAGGUCAAUGAAACGCAAAAAAACAAGAUCGUUGAGGAGAUGGAGAAGAGUCCUGCCAACCACUUCCUCAUCCUCUUCCGCGACUCCAACUGUCAGUUCAGGGGUGUUUACACCAUGAACCCCGACUCUCAGGAGCUCGCUCGGGUGGCUGGAGUGGGCCCGCGGACUCUCAGCUCCACCCAGGUGGAGUCCAUCUACAAAUACAGCUCAGACAGGAAGCAGUUCAGUGCCAUCCCCUCGAAAACCAUGGGCAUGAGCGUGGACGCCUUCACCAUCCCCAGCCACCUCUGGCAAGGAGGAGGAGGAGGAGGAGCAGGAGGAGGAAGCAGAAGAGCAAGCAUUACUAAGAAGGCGGUUAUUUCCAAGUGAGGAUGAAAUCACAACAUCUCGGUGGCACAUCAUUAAAGAAAACACUAAUAAUUAGACUGUAAUUACAGUGAACACUGUUGUCAACCAUGAAAAGCAGUUAUUUAUAUGCAUACAGAUAGUGUGUGUGCAUAAAUACACCUUACCUCUCUGGCCCUCAGACUUUAGAAAUUAGAAAUAUUAAACGGUUGUCUCCUUUAUGUACGAGUUGAAUGCACAGCUUUCAAAGAGGCACUGAUACAGGGGAAGGUUUUGUAAAUUCUUAAAUGCACAAUGGAGAGUUACUUUUAAAAAGUCUCAUUACGUAUACUUUCAUUGUUUGAAGUGCAAACAUGAAAAAAAAAAUAUUUCGAAAGAAAAUGGAACAGUUUUCGAGUUGUUUAUUGACAAACACAUUCACAAUGAUGCGAUUACGGUUUGUUUCUUCUCAGUCCGUCAAUAAAACCCUUUUUUUUUUUUACACACAGUCAAACGAGCAGUAAAAAUGCCUUCGUCUACCAGGACUUUUAUUUCCUUAUCGACGUUAAUUCUACCAACAGCUCUCGGUAGAGGUGGGUUGAAGCACAUUUUGUUUUGCCUAAUGAUAGCCAUAACCAUGUAAUGCAGAGAGAAGGUUUCCUUUUGGAACAUCUGUAAAUGUGUCGGUGGUUUUCAGUGAUGAUUGCCACAGCAUGGAUGGUUAUUUACUGUAUGUGCUAUAAGCUAAAAUAUCCAAGUGAAGACUUGUGGUUUGAUGGAACUAUGUUGACGGUAUGUGAGCAUUACAUAAAACGUUUUAUACACCGAUCUACACCAAGGUUACAUUUAGUACCCGGGUGGUUGUGCUCUUGGGUUGGGACGGGCACCAGUGGUCGGUUCCAUUUCUAAGCCAGUGACAACCUCAAAGCUCCGCUGGCCUUUAAUCUCCUACUGAAUCUUUCAUUUCUAAGUCGUUGUGUGCCUCUUUCUGACACGUCUACAGGCAUUUGCCAUGACAGGAAAAAAACAAGUUGGAGUAAUAAACAAACAAGUGCCAACUCAGGGAAAUGGUUGUUUGCAAAUCAGUAUCAUUGUUAUUAUUGGAUAUAACUAAAGUAAGCAGCAAACAUCAAUUUCCCUUGCAGGAAAAGAAAAAGAAUAUUCAGGACAUCCUUAAUGAAUUCCACAGAGCAGACACAUGAAAUAAUAAAGUAUCAUUAUCAUGCAGCAUUACGCAGCACACUUUAGUCAAAACAUCGAACAAACUACCUGAAAAGAUUCAGUAGGGGGGUUAGAAAGGAUUGGUUCAAAUGCUGUUGUAACCCUCUCCCUACUCUCGGUACUCUGUUAAACUGGUGUGUUUCAAACCAGCAGACAUGUAUAAAAAAAGCAAACUGGAUUAAACUCCACUGAUCAA